CCCUGCGCCGCCUGCGGGCAAACCUGUCCCCGGCCGCCGCCGACAGGUGACGAAGUGGUAAAAACUCACGGUUACUAGUGAGCGACACAGACACAGACUUUUCCAGUCUAUUAACAACCACGCCAGAGAGAUGGGGCUCUAACUGCAAAGACUGGGCAACGGCCCCGCGCUGCCGGCGCUGCCGCUCUAGUCUGUAUUCGCCGCCGGAGGCUGAGGCGUGGGAGCCGGCGGGCGGCGGGCGGCGACGCGGGGAUUUGGACAGUGGCCGUAACGGUGAUUUCUCCUCACCAACAUGGCGGCACCCGAAACAGGCGGCUCAGAAAAUGGCGCCGGCCGCAACACCUUGCCCGGGACUAAAGGGCAAGUGGAAUUCCUCCGCGAGCCGCGGCCCUCUCCCAGGCCGCCGGGGCUGAGCGCUCUAGCCAUUGGAGGAAACCGCCCGUCAGUCACCUCCAGGGGCGGGCCUUUACUACGCUCGCUGCGGCCGCGGAGGCAGCAAUCUGAUGGCUGCGAGGCCGGGGAUGCGGUUCGGUGGCGCUUGGAGUUAUAUCGGGCGGGGCAGGUCACCCCGUCAGGCCUGCUAUGUCCACCAGGUCCUCUGUGCCCAUUUCUCGAUGUUCCUGCGAGACUCGUCGUCUAAGGCUUUGGAGUUCCGGACCCAUCACACCCUCCACCCCGCCACCGUUAACUGCGCGACAAAGAAAGGAACCCUGGACUGGUGGUUAUCUUUGUAAAAAAAAAAAAAAAAAAGAAAGAAAACCUUUCUUUGUUGCCUAAAGAACUCGAAAUCAUCCUUAAGCCCUUAAACUUGUGGCUCUUAUGUCUCCGUAGUGUAAGGAAGACUGCUUGGCAUGUAACUUUUUCUAUACUAGAUUCACCCAGUCAUUACUUGACGAUUAAAAAUAGCUGUUGAGGUAAUUAAAAUAUGAUCUUAUGUCUGUUAGCGGUUUAGAUGUGGAAUGCAUUCGAGUAUUUCAUAAGAACAAGACUGCAUUUCUUCGUAUAUCCAUGGCCAUCAGAAAUAGUCUUGAAAUGAUGAGUAAUGUAUACUUAAUUCUGAAGGAAAGUUAAUUUCUUUUAUUAAAAUGAUGAGCUUAAAUGUCCAAUCUUCCUAAAUACACGACAUCUUUUGUCUUUGGGUGUUCUGAUGUGUAAAUAACGUGCAUUCAAAGAGCAAUUGCGAUUAGCUAAAUGUGAAAAGAGAAAAAAAGCAGCUAUUACAUUUUUUUAGUUGAAUGCAGCUAUUGACAAGACUUGAACCUUGACAGGUCUUCAGGCGGCGGCCCAUUAUUUAUAGGAAACUUUCAAAAGGCACAUCUAUUUUAUCUAGAGAAGCAAUAUUACUUUUUGGAACUAAAAUGUAAAGCCUCUUCAUUUAAUUAACCGUUUUACUAAGAACAGUGAAAGGCUUUUGAGGUGUAACAGCUGCUCUUCACAACUGCAUUUUCUGCUUAGACAUUAAAAUAAAGACUUAGGAUUUGAAUUUGAUAUUUUUUUAAUUAAAAAGAAAAUCUUUGAACUGGUACACAUUUGAAUAUUUGCUGUUUUCAAAUUCGUUUGAAAGUUUAAACGCACACCAAAAUAAAUUCUGGGUAUUAGCUUACUCAGAAAAAAACAACUUUUGAAAUGUUGCCUCCAGACAAAAUUAAGAUACUGACACACUUGGAAGGUCCCAUUGUUGGCUGUUUAGGCCAACUCAAGCAGCAGGGAAAGGAUUCCCGGUGGUGUACUCUAUUUGUAAACUUGUAUACUUUAUACACCCUCAAGGCAGGAGAGCCACAGCUCUCAGUUGGCUGAGCUCAAAGCAGCCAGGCCCCGCCCCCAGACUUCCCUAACCGCCCGAAAGGUCGUUUUCUAAGGGCUACUGCAGUCAUUGGCAAUCUGGUAUGUGAGAGUGGCCAGGCACUGCCCUUACAGGAAAAAAAAAGAAAAAAAAAUCCCACCAUCCCCUGAAAAGGAAGUCUCACUAGUCCCUGGGCUUGUCACAGAAACCAGUUCCUGAGCAUGAAAACCCACAAAUCCCUGAGCAGAAAAAUUCACCAAUCCCUGGAAAUCCCAAGCUCUGGACUUGAAAUCCCAGCAGUCCUCAGCCUGAAAACUGGACAGCUCCGUCCCCUAAGAAAUCCUAUGUAAGGCCUGCCUUCAGCUCAGUCAGGGGCUGUUUUCUCGCCUGAGCAGAGGCGGCUGUCUUUCUGCGGUUUUCCCUCCCAAUAAAUCCCU
Mus pahari (shrew mouse) is the source of this 2220-nucleotide messenger RNA. RefSeq lists its product as uncharacterized. Bases 293 to 640 code for a protein of 115 amino acids. The record is from RefSeq and is a predicted model, not a curated record. NCBI's taxonomy places the organism in Eukaryota, Metazoa, Chordata, Mammalia, Rodentia, Muridae. The transcript has a single exon.